GCUCACAUCUCUCUCUCUCUCUCUCUCUCUCUCUCUCUCUCUCUCUCUCUCUCUCUCUGUGUGUGUGUGCGCGCGCGCGCGCUCUGAGAUGCCAUUGCCGUCGCUCCAUCUACAUACAUAAGCAGUUCAUCAGGGAAGAGGAUCCAGAUCACAAGCUUGCAACAGAUCAUUGCUAUUGCCCGUUCAGUUCCAUCAGCAUCAAAGCCGGCGGUUUUCACUCCAGAGUCGUGUGCCGGCCGGCGGCUUGCCGUGGCAGCCAUGGAGGUGGGCAUCGAGGCGGCGCGUUGGGUGGUCGGAAGGGCCCUGGGAACCGCCUCGGGCGGGGUGCUGGAGGCCUGGGCGGCGAGCUCCGAGCUCGGCCCCAACAUCCGGGCUCUCAGGAUGGAGCUGCUCUACGCGCAGGGGAUGCUCAACAGCGCCCGCAGCCGCGGCUACGGCGACGGCCCGGAGAUCCAGAACCCGGCCCUGGGGGAACUGCUCCGGGAGCUCCGGGACCAGGCGUUCCAGGCGGACGACGUGCUGGACGAGCUCGACUACUUCCGCAUCCAGGACGAGCUCGACGGCACCUACCAUGCGGCGGACGAGCAUGGCGGGGGCUGCCUCCGCACCCACGCUCUGAAUGCCCGCCACACCGCCAGAAACAUCAGGAAGAUGCUUGGCUUCUCCAACUGCUCCCGCGGCUCCGCUGACCACGAUGAGCCAGAUGAAGAUGAUACAAGCGGCAGAGGAGUCAAGUGUGGAGCUUGUCCAUGCCUUGGGCCCAAAACAACUCCAGAUGAUGAUGAGCAAGAAGAAGAUGCAGGCGGCCGAGGAGCUCUCUGUGAAGCUGUCUGGCCCUGUGGAAGGGCCACCCCGGCGCUGCCAAGGCCACCGCCGACCAACCAGAGCGACCAGGCGGUUCACGCUGGCUGCAUGGCUAGGAUUGCCUCCGCUGCCUCUGACAUCAUCAACACUGUCGGUAAACGCCUUCCAUGCUACCCUGACAACUCCAAUGCUGCAUCGCCUGGACGUCGAUUCCUCUGCUGUGCCCGUCCCAACAAGGCACCACAGAGUGAGCACGUCGUGCAGGCACCAGAACUCAAGUUCGAUAGGGUUGAGAUGUCUCGAAAGAUGAAGGUGAUUGUAGAGCAGUUGAAGCCACUAUGUGCCAAGGUAUCAGCCAUUCUUAACAUAGAAUUGCUGGACUCUAGCCGUAGCAUUGUCCAAUGCAUUGGUACCAGCCUCGACACAUGGUUCUCAAAGGGACAGUGGCCCGCACCCUCACAUAGAAAUGCUAUGAUGAGCCGACCCAUAACAACUCCAGAAUUUAGAGAACCUGAACUUUAUGGGAGGGAGCACGAGAAAACUGACAUCACUUUUGACAUCACUAAGGGAAAUUAUUGUGAGGAGGACCUCACGGUACUUCCAAUUGUUGGCCCAGGAGGCAUAGGGAAGACAACAUUAACACAGUAUAUAUAUAAUGAUGAUGAAGUUCAGAGCCAUUUUGAAGUUAAAUUGUGGGUAUGUGUAUCUGUCAAUUUCAAUGUGCACAGGUUGACACAAGAGAUUGCAGACAAACUCACAAAUGACAAAAAGGAUAGUCCAGAUAAGCAGAUAGAAGAACAAUUAAAAUCUAAAAGGUUUUUACUUGUCCUGGAUGAUAUGUGGGAUUGCAGUAAUGAGGAUGAGUGGAAAAGGUUUCUACUGCCUUUUAAGAAAGGACAAACAAAAGGUAGUGUAAUUCUAGUCACAACUCGGUUUCCUGCAUUAGCACAAAUGGUUAAAACAACUAGUCACUGGAAAGACCUGAAAGGUUUAGACUCUAAAUCAUUUAAGGAGUUAUUCAGAGCCUAUGCCUUUGGUGACAAGCAAUCAAUGGACGAUCAUAAUGAAUUACAAGAUACUGGAGAUAAGAUUGUCGAAAAACUAAAAGGCUCCCCCCUUGCUGCAAAAACUGUUGGAAGAUUAUUGAGAAACAACUUUGAUCUGGGUCAUUGGACUAGAGUUUUAGAAAGUAAAGAAUGGGAAUCACAGAAUGAGGUUUAUGAUAUCAUGCCAGCAUUGAAGCUUAGCUUCGACUAUCUCCCUUUCCAUCUGCAACAAUGUUUUACCUAUUGUGCAUUGUUUCCAGAAGACUAUAGAUUCAGUAGAGAAGAGCUAAUUCACUUUUGGAUAGGACUAGAUAUCGUGCAUUCACAUGGUGAAAAUAAGAGGAUUGAAGAUAUAGGAGGAAGCUAUUUGACAGAACUGGUUGGUCAUGGUUUUCUUAUAAAGGAAGAAGAUAGAUAUGGAUACACUCGUUAUGUCAUUCAUGAUCUACUACAUGAAUUAGGGCUAAAGGUUUCAGCAUAUGAAUGCCUUAGCAUAAACAGUUCAAAUGUGAGAUCCAUACAAAUACCCCAGUCAAUACGGCACUUGUCUAUCAACAUAGAUGACUCAAGUGUCAAGGACAAGAAUACUUUUGAUAUUUGUAAGGAAGAUUUUAGUGUAUUAGGAAAGAGAUUGAAAGUUGAGAACCUAAACUCUUUGAUGUUAUUUGGGGAGCACCAGGGUAGCUUUAUUAAGACUUUCCAUGGUUUGUUCCAUAAAGCAAAAGCCCUUCGUGUUAUUUUCAUAUCUGGAGGCAAUUAUAGGUUGGAGGAUUUAUUCCACAACUUUUUGAACCUUGUCCAUCUUCGAUACCUUCGGGUACACAAUGAUUGGUGCCGAGGACCUCAACCACCCAAGAACAUUUCAAGGUUUUACCACAUGAGGAUCCUAGACCUACAAGGAUGUGACACUUACAAUUGCAGUGAUUUAUCAAGACAUUGGAGCAACCUCUUAAAGUUGCGCCAUUUUCUUGUUCGAGAUAAUGGAAUGCAUGCAAGCAUUUUUGAGGUGGGACAAUUAAAAUUAUUACAAGAGUUAAGAAGAUUUGUGGUCAGAAAAGAAAUCAAGGGUUUUGAAUUGAGGCAGAUAGGACAUUUGCUAGAGCUUUGUGGAUCACUGAGUAUUGACAAUCUUGAAAAUGUUGAAGGAAGGGAAGAAGCAGAUGAAGCAAAGCUAAUGUACAAGAAACACUUGCACGAGUUACUAUUGGACUGGGAUGUUAAUCGAUCUAGCAAGGAUCCUGCACGUGAAGACCAAGUUCUUGAAGGCCUCAAGCCACAUAGCAAUCUGGUGAAGCUAAGCAUUAGAGGGCAUGGAGGUCCUACUUGCCCUUCAUGGCUAAGGCUAGGUCCGAACCUGUCGGUUAUGAAUUUGCAAUCUCUUUGUUUGGAUAGUGUAUCUUGGAAGAUAUUUCCUCCUAUAGGUCAGCUGCGGCUAGUCAAUGAGGAUGCUGAAGAAAUUUCGAGUAAUAAUAUCCUAGACCAACACUUCAAAAAUUUGAAAAGGAUAGAACUUAGAAAUUUGGCAAGGCUGAAAAGAUGGGUCAUCGGUGAAUUGUUGUCCCACUUGGAAGUACUCAUCAUUAUGCAUUGCCCAGAACUCGUGGAGCUGUCCUUUUCAAAUUCUAGUUGCAGUCCGAGAGUACUGCAGGAACUGAGGAUUGGGAACUGUCCGAAACUGUCGUCCUUGCCUCCCGUUCCUUGGGCCAGCGUUCAGUACUUAACAAGAGUUAGAUUGAUCUUUAUGCAUCUGGUGUACAAAAAUCAUGAUCGUUCAUUACGCUUGCACAAGAGUGGUGAGGAUAUGGCAUCAUCAUUCUGGACAGCCUUGGACUUUGACAAAUUAACCGGACUAAAGAAAUUGAACAUGAGUAACUGCCCUCCCCCGCCGCUCGAUGGCCUCCGAAAGUUGUCGUCAACUAUAAAUUCCCUCCAGAUAUCAGAUUGGAACGGGGUUACUAGUGGGAAGGAACUAACACAGGUGCUCUGUUGCCUACCGAAGCUCUCGAAGUUGAGUAUUAAUGAAUUUGGGAAGAUAACAGGGUUAGGUGUGGUGGGGCAGCUGAAGGAGGAAACAGACGAAGAAGCGUUGCUGCUCUUGCCUCCCCAACUACAGGUUCUGACUAUUAAUCGCUGCCCAGAGCUUAGCCUCCGUGCCGAAAAUGGAGGAGGCCUCCAAGCUCUGUCCUCUCUCCGUUCCUUGGAUAUUGCUGAUUGCCCCAAGUUCCUUGCCUGCUAUUUGCCGUCGUCGUCCUCUUCUUCUGGUUUCCCCUUCCCAACCUCCCUACAAUUCCUCAGUCUAGAAGCCCUGGAGAAACUGGCGCCCCUCUCAAACCUCGCCUCUCUCAUUGAUCUAUCAAUAAGUAGAUGCGGGGGCUCCGAAGGCGCGGGCUUGCGGUGUCUCCUCGCCCACGGCUGCCUCCGCAAAUUAUGUGUCUACGGAACUCCCAAUCUCUUCACCAUUGAAUGUUCGGAGGGCAACCCAGAGAUGCUUGAACAUGAACCCGCUCCCCUUUCCUCCAAACUGCAGUCGCUGGUGAUGGAUGACGUGGCAGGAGUCCUUGCGGCAUCCGUCUGCAAGCUCCUCUCUUCCUCCCUCACCACGAUAAUCCUUCACCGGAAUGAGGAGAUCGAGCGCUUCACAAAGGAGCAGGACGAGGCCCUUCAGCUCCUCACCUCCCUACAGGAACUCGACUUGUCAGGUUGCAUCAAGCUGCAGAGCCUCCCGGCGGGGCUACAGAGGCUGACAAACCUCAAGACGUUACGGAUCCCCGGCUCUCCAGCCCUCCACUCGCUGCAAAAGGGCAGCCUCCCUGAUUCCCUGCAACAAUUAGAGAUCGUGGGGGGGGACAUCCGGUCGCUGCCCAAGGACAGCCUUCCCAAUUCCCUGAGGAGAUUCGGAGUCUACUCCUGCUCAUCCCUCCGCUCGCUGCCCAAGGACGGCCUCCCUAAUUCCCUGGAAGCAUUAGAGAUCUCCGGCUGUCCAUCCCUCCGCUCGCUGCCCAAGGGCGGCCUCCCUAAUUCCCUGGAAGAAUUAAAGAUCUCCGGCUGUCCAUCCAUCCGGGGGCUCCCCAAGGGCGGCCUCCCAAGUUCACUGCAGUUAUUAGAUGUCGGGUGGGCCAACAGGGAGGAGCUAAGAAGGCAGUGUCGCACGCUGAUAGGAACCAUUCCAAUAGUCGAAGUCUGACUAAUUAAUCAAGGUCUCUUGUUCAAAUGUACAUUCUUCUAACCUCUUAGGAUUCGCUUUCUAUCGGUUGAUAGUUCUAUUCCGAGCUGUCAAGUAUGAGCAUCUUCUCACCAUGUGCCCUUCCACGCUAGCUGUACAUAAAUUGAGGGAUCUUCUUGGAACUGUACAUUCUUGUAGGCUUAUAGGAACCUCUGUUUAUCAGCCAUUUAUACCUCAACAUGUAUCUCCCACCAUGUAGAUAAAACUGAUAUAUGAAUUAAGCCAGUUUAAGUGAACGCUUCUCCGCUUGUAUAAUCUUCUUGAAACACUUGCCUGUUGCCUUGGGAACGAUCUGCCCUUCAUACAUGAUAACUAAUAUUCUGCCUUUCUUUCAAUAUGGCUGACUAAUGGCGUAUAAUGUAGCAUAUACGGGUAAGCGCCAUUGGGUUCUCUUAACAGAACAGAAUUUUGCUCCAAUUGGAUUGUACUAAUGCAAAGUGAUUGCCCUUUCCUAGCUCCUACCACCGCUUGCCAUUACUUUCCUAACAUUGUCACUGUCAAGGUCAUAAUAUUCACUUGUUUUGACCUGUUGUGCAGGGUUCUUCAAACUGUACAUCUUCUAGCCUCAAAAUAUUCUUGACAUACUCACGCACUGUUAUAUGUCUCCAAGUUCGAGACUCAACUGUAGCAAUCUCAACAUAUAACUUCCAUCCUGUACAUAAGGCUGAACCGCAGUCCAGAGGGUGCCGAAGCACAACAGGGGAAGAAAGAAAAGCAGAGCAAACUACCAAGGGAGCUCUGAGAGAGCUAGGAGAAAAGGAAACAACUAGAGCCGAACACUAUCUACCCAGCUAAGAAAAUCUUGUUUUUUCCCAUCCUUGAUUCUGUGAGCUUGAAGUCUUGCCUCAUCUAUAAAUUUUGAUGUCCAGUCUCUAAUUGUUGGUCUUAUUCCUUCAAAGAUGAGGUUGUUCCUUUGUUUCCAAAUGUGCCAAGCAGCUAUUAUGAACACUUCCAUAAAGAACCAAUGCUGAAAAUCCUGUUGGGCUCUCUUUAUCAUUUGAAAGAAAUGAAGAUUUUCCCUCCAUUCUAUGCCUAUUUUUUGCCAGCAGGAUCUGCUGACGGUGCAUGAGAAGAAGAGAUGGAAAGCUUUCUCUUCCAUGUUGUCAUUGCAUAGGACACAGUUAUAGUUACUGCCUUCUAUAUUAAAGUUUCUCCUUUUGAGCAAGUUCCUAGUGUUUAGUCUGUCCAUAUGCAAUAGCCAUGAGAAAGUCCUGAGUUUGUUGCUGCAUCUUGAUUUCCAAAUCCAUAGAAAUGGUGAUGGGGGUCUGAUGCUCUUGAAAGGGAGACCGUAGAACUGCUUUGAUGAAUAUCUGUUGGAGCCCCAAACAUAUUGCGAACAAUCUGGUUCAUUUUCCUGAACUUGUAAUCCUUGAAUAAUUGUUUGUAAAUCCUGCCAUUCUUGAAAGGCCUCAGCUGAGAGGGGAAUAUGGAACUGCUCUUGUAUAUCAGGAUUUUGGAGGAAUUUGGCCACUGAAAUGUUCUUGUUUUUUGCAAAACUGUAUAGUCUUGGAAAGGAUUCUUUCAACAAUCUGUUGUUCCAUGUAUCUUCCCGGAAAAGAACACUUUGACCAUCACCCAUAGUACAAGUAGCCACUUCAAUUGACAUAUUGUUUCACUUCCAUUUGUUGCUUCGGUUAUUUGAGCAUCCUGGAAAAUUACUUUCUGCCUUUGUAAUGCCUCAAUAAAUUGGUUAUUCCUUUUCAUGCACUAGUGAAUUACUUGUUAAUUCUGAACUCUGAGAUUCUAAUUUCUGUGCGCAGCAAAUGACUAGCUUGUUGCUUGGAUAUGGUGCUUAUAUGCUACUUGGCUGCACUUCUUAUUGUGGACCACGGUUCUUCCUUCGGUAUAUAGCGGACCUUAAGUCGAUAAUCUUCUGUAGAGCAGCACUAAGUACAAAGACAGGGGCUAGCACUAAGAACACCGAAAGAUGCUCAACUAACUUUUCCCAUCUGUGUUGAAGAAAACCCAUUUUCCAUACUUGUACGGAUCUACGCCAACAACACAAGAUUCAUGUCAGUGUAUCAGAAAUCAAAUUUAAAUUUCAGGGUAAAAGUAAGGACCCUAGAGUAACUGACCUCAGUUGGUUGAGGUGUGGAUAUACACCUGGAACAUCCCGUCCAAGUUUGAGUCCUUGUCAAGACAAAUGGGUAUUUAUUCUUCUUAAUACAAUGCCAGUUAGUCCUGCAUAGUUUUGCAGCUCAUCUCUUUGGAAGAUUUCUUUGGAAGAUUUGUGUGGAAGCAGAGCAUAUAUAAGUUGGCAAAAUGCUGUCCUGUGUUCCUGCUUCCUGCUUCUCAAUGACUUGGUUGUAUCAUUGGCAGUCAGGCCCUACUCGUCUUUUUAUUCAAAAAAAAGGCCUUACUUGUCCUAUGAUCUACCUGCUGAGCAGAAGAUGUUGUGCAUUUGCACAAGUCGCCAUCCUAAGCAACUUUGAACUGAAUGCUCCUUCAGAAUGCCCUCUUCUAGUUCAUCAGAGUCGGCGCACAUGCAUCUGCUGAAUGCUGAUCCUCACGCUUGUAGAUACUCAUGACAUGGAUAUGAGGAAUUCAUGCCGAUGCUUCUCGUGAAGAUCACAAUCAUCAUCACAAGAAAUGACUUGUGAUCAUCUGACUUGAGGCUGAACAAGAUUUCUUGCAUCUCCCUGGUUCUUCAAGGAUGCAUGGACCAAAUCAGGUGGAAGCAUAGAGGUUUGCAGAGAAAGCUUGCUCCUAUUAAGAUUCUGACAGUUAAAUAGGCCAGUGCUUGGUUUAAUAGUUCUAAUGACCAUCGAGCGUCAAAAGGACGACAAAUUUUGGGGGUGAUGUUACUGGUGUAGAAUAGCAACUCCCCAGUUGAAUGUUGAAGAGAGUGACCUUUAUCUCAUUGGCACCAUCUUUAAGUCAUCGAUCAGCCAUUUCAACGGCUCCUGGAGUUGAGCAGUUAAAAUGCAUGUAAAGUGGUGUGUCCAAUGAUCAAACUAUGGAUGAGGUGUCAAAGAAAUAAGGAGAGAUGGGAAAUCCUUUCACGCUGGCUUAUUGGUCCAGGACUCUGAAAAGCCAACUGAAAUUGUGCGCACAUGUGGGAGAGAUCAAAAUAAGAUCUCGACAAGUCGACAAUACGCUUCUGUUGUGCAAGCAAGAAGCAAAGCAACCGAUUGGGAGGGAACACAACAUGGCAAAAGCAAGAAGCUGGAGGUGCUGGAUGUCGUUGUGUGCACGAUGAAAUGAGAUAGACAGAGUACUCGAUGUUUGGUGAAAUUAAUAAGCAGUGGUAACCUCAGCUCUGAAAUUUCUGUUCUAUGAGUUGUGAACGGCACUUUAUGCUUUCUUGCAAUUAAGGAGUAGUAAACUGAACUCUGUACUUCAAUUAUAUCCUUGCGGAAGUGUGCACUCAUUCUUACAGUCUUUUAUUAUCUGCCAGAUGGUGUCUAUAUUUCUUCA
Messenger RNA from Panicum hallii, 8490 nucleotides. RefSeq names its product putative disease resistance protein At3g14460. Gene Ontology annotation, biological process: defense response to other organism. NCBI's taxonomy places the organism in Eukaryota, Viridiplantae, Streptophyta, Magnoliopsida, Poales, Poaceae. The record is from RefSeq and is a predicted model, not a curated record. The transcript is spliced from 13 exons. Gene Ontology annotation, molecular function: ADP binding. Bases 259 to 5034 code for a protein of 1591 amino acids.